This is a messenger RNA of Ilex paraguariensis (yerba mate), 1149 nucleotides long. The record is from the annotation of a GenBank genome assembly. NCBI's taxonomy places the organism in Eukaryota, Viridiplantae, Streptophyta, Magnoliopsida, Aquifoliales, Aquifoliaceae.
AUGGAUUCACUUAAAUUUUUCCUUUCAUUAUAUGGUCACAAGCUGCCUGUGCUAUGUAUGGAUAUUUCAUCUGAUGGAGAUUUGAUUGUUAGUGGCUCUGCCGAUAAAAAUUUGAAGAUCUGGGGUUUGGAUUUUGGUGACUGCCAUAAAUCCAUUUUCGCUCAUGCUGACAGUGUUAUGUCAGUGAGAUUUGUACGCAAUACGCAUUACAUGUUCAGUGUUGGGAAAGAUCGCCUUGUGAAAUACUGGGAUGCUGAUAAGUUUGAGCUGCUUUUAACUCUUGAAGGUCACCAUGCUGAGGUUUGGUGUCUCUCUAUCAGCAACCGUGGUGAUUUUCUAGUCACAGGAUCUCAUGACCGAUCCAUACGCCGUUGGGAUCGUACUGAAGAACCAUUUUUCAUUGAGGAAGAGAAAGAGAAAAGGUUAGAACAGAUGUUUGAGUCCGACCUUGACACUUCAUUGGAAAACCGGUACGCACCCAAGGAAGAACUUCCAUACGAGGGAGCUGUGGCCUUAGCAGGGAAGAAAACACAAGAAACGCUUACUGCAACUGACUCAAUUAUUGAAGCAUUAGAUAUGGCAGAGGCAGAAUUGAAGCGUAUAGCUGAAUAUGAGGAGGAGAAAACAAGGGGAAAAGUGGCGGAGUUCCAACCAAACAUUCUUAUGCUUGGGCUUUCUCCAUCUGAUUACAUUCUUCGUGCGCUUUCAAAUGUUCACACCAAUGAUUUGGAGCAGACAUUGCUGGCAGUUCCAUUCUCAGAUGCUUUGAAGCUUUUGUCUUACUUGAAGGAUUGGGCCUCAAUUCCUGAUAAGGUAGAGCUUGUCUGCAGGGUCGCUACAUUGCUAUUGCAAUUGCAUCACAACCAACUGGUUACGACUGCAGCUGCCAGACCCGUCUUGACUCUUCUAAAAGACAUUCUUCAUGCAAGAGUCAAGGAAUGCAAAGACACUCUUGGUUUUAAUCUGGCAGCGAUGGAUCAUCUCAAGCAAUUAAUGGCUUCAAGGUCAGAUGCACCCUUUCGAGAUGCAAAAGCAAAAUUACUUGAAAUACGAUCACGACAGUCAGGUGUUGAAGCAAGAACAGAGAAAGAAGGAAAGAGGAAAAAGAAGAAACAAAAGAAGUUAAGUGACGGACAUGUUUGGUCUUGA